Molecule: messenger RNA, 1446 nt
Organism: Verticillium nonalfalfae
Lineage: Eukaryota; Fungi; Ascomycota; Sordariomycetes; Glomerellales; Plectosphaerellaceae
Exons: 3
Coding region: 1-1446 (481 amino acids)
Molecular function (GO): aldehyde dehydrogenase (NAD+) activity
Source: RefSeq, a predicted model, not a curated record
AUGAACGCCAAUUUUUCUACAUAUCGCAACAUUAUUGCUGGCGCGCCACGCACGGGCAAAACCGUGAGCCACGGAACUGAUCCUUCCACUCGCAAGCCUCUAUGGGACAUUCCUGUCGCAUCUGCUCAAGACCUCGAUGAUGCUGUGGCCUCAGCUCAGGCAGCUUUUCUCAUUUGGUCGCAGACUCCCUGGAAACAGCGACAGGCUUGCCUUCGGCAGGCUAGAGCGUUGCUGCAGGAGAACAGGAAGUCCAUGGCCAAACUGAUUUCAUCCGAAGGAGGAAAGCCACCGCAAUUUGCAGAUUUAGAGGUGGCUCACGGUCUGCGGUAUAUCGAUUAUUAUGCCGAUAUGGAAGAACCAAUGCCUGAGAUAGUACAGGAUGACGCGGAACUACGUCUAACACUGCAUCAUGCCCCAGUCGGUGUAGUCGGCGCCAUAUGCCCGUGGAACUUCCCCCUUGUCUUGGGCCUCUCAAAGAUUGCCCCAGCUCUGGUCACGGGGAAUUGUGUGAUCACCAAACCCUCGCCAUAUACGCCCUACAGCAUUGUCAAGUUCACAGAGAUCGUGUCCCACAUCUUCCCACCUGGAGUGUUGCAGGCGUUGAAUGGAGGACCAGAAUUAGGGCCUAUGAUCUGCGACCACCCAGGCAUCCAAAAGAUCAGUUUCACCGGGUCCACAGCAACAGGUAAAAAGAUAAUGCAAUCGGCCAGCAAGACUUUGAAGAAUAUUACUCUCGAACUUGGCGGCAACAGUGCAAGCAUCAUUUGCCCGGAUGUCGAUGUUAAUACUACAGCACCAGAGGUUGCCCUUGGUUCGUUCUUCAACUCGGGCCAGCUCUGUGUGGCUAGCAAGCGCAUCUACGUGCACGAAGCUGUCUACGACUCGUUCCUCAAAAAGCUUGUCGAAACAGUCGCAUCUUGGAAGGUUGGACCUCCUUCCACUGAAGGAGUAAUGCUUGGCCCCGUACAAAACGAUAUGCAAUACAAAAUAGUCAACUCGAUCUCAGACGACGCCAUCCGCAACGGCUAUAAGUUUGCCUUGGGAGGGCAGAAGAAGCUGGACAGCUCCAGCUUUAUCAUUCCUCCUGCCAUCGUCGAGUGCCCUCCAGACUCUUCAGUCGUUGUACAAGUGGAGGCGUUUGGGCCCAUAGUUCCAGUGAUGAAGUGGUCAGACGAAGACGACCUCAUUUCAAGAGUCAAUGACACCACCACUGGACUUGGAGGUGCUGUAUGGUCGAAGGACCUGGUGCGCGCUCAUCAUCUCGCAUCUCGCAUCGAGGCUGGUACUGUCUGGAUCAACAGUUUCGAGAAACCCCUUCCACAAGCCUAUAUGGCCGGUCACAAGGAGUCGGGUAUUGGUGGAGAGGGUGGAAAACAAGGUCUCUUUGUGUUUCUAAACCCAAAGAUGAUCCAUCUUUACAAGGCGCCUGUGGGGGCCAAAUUGUAA